Triplophysa rosa is the source of this 3931-nucleotide messenger RNA. RefSeq names its product chromobox protein homolog 7-like. Lineage: Eukaryota; Metazoa; Chordata; Actinopteri; Cypriniformes; Nemacheilidae. The transcript is spliced from 2 exons. The record is from RefSeq and is a predicted model, not a curated record. Bases 2882 to 3226 code for a protein of 114 amino acids.
UUUAACAUUUUAUUUAAAAAUUGAUUGGUUUAUCUCAGAAUCGAUUUAUAUUUAUUUAUUUUACUUUUCCUAAGAGGUGGUGGAGUUACCACUUUUAUUCCAACAGACGGCAAAAGGCAUUUGUUGUUAUCUGUAUUAGAUGACGUCAUAUCCGUUUGAAGCUGGUGCGAGAAAGCAAAACCAUGGUGGAGGCCAUGAGAAUGAGAAACCUUGAGAAUUAUUUCGGCACCUUCACGUUUUAAAUCCCAAGUGUGGAAACACUUUGAAUUUUACACUUUGCCGGGAAAAGCAGCACUAGACAUGACUAAAACAGUAUGCAAACUCUGCCAUACACUGAUAGCAUAUUGUGGCGAUACGACCAACUGAAGUGCACACCUUGCUCGGCACCAUCUAGAGCUGAAUGUUGAGCUGAACGCCAAACAACCUGCAGCAACCCAAAUGACUCUGGAUGUGACAUUGAGUAAAUUACCGAGCACUUCGGAGAAAGCAAAACGCAUCACUUUGUUUUUACAAAGACAUUUAUCUGUGUAGCAUUGGGGAAAAUGCAGGUUUUAGAAAUAUGAUCUAUACUUUGGAGUCGAGGUACGUUAUACCAUCGAAGAUUCUUUUUCAGAGACAGUCAAAUCUUGCAGAGCUGCUUCGUCAUGUAGUGACUGAAUAGAACUUAACGGGUAAAGACCCUGCUUUAGUCACAGACAAUGCAUCUAAUAUUGCUAUAGCUGCCCAAUUUCUCCAUAUCAAAUGCACAUUCUCAACCUGGCCUCACAGUAUGCACCAAAGCUGCCAGCUGUUGCAAAGUUACUUGGAUGAGUACGACGCGUUACCGGAUUUUUCCACGGAAGUGCUGCAGGGCUUCAUGCUUUGCAGAAAAACAAGUUACCGGAGCUCCCUCCUGAUAACAGACGUUUUAACGAGAUGGAAUAGUGCCAAUGAGAAGGUUGAACGUUUCCUAGAACAACAGCCUGCAGUAACAGCUGCACUGCUCUCACCUGAGCAGUGGAAGAGAGAGAAUGAUAUCAGCACCUUGACUGAGUCGGACAUAUCCAAUGCAGAGGAAUUCAUUCAGGCCAUGAAACCAGUGAAGGUAGUGCUACAUGUGUUAUGUCAGAUGAGAAUAACCCGAUACUCUCUGUCAUAGCCCCACUACAUGCACAGCUCCUACAUGACACCCAGAAGAACAGCUCAGGGGAGCGACCAUCUUUACCAAGCUGGACGUCUGAAGCGCUUACAAUCUGGUGCGUAUAAGACAAGGAGAAGAGUGUAAGACGGCAUUCGUGACACCUACAGGUCACUAUGAAUACUUAGUCAUGCCAUAUGGACUGAAUAACGCACCUUCAGUAUUCCAGGAUUUCAUGCAUGAGGUCCUCAGAGACUUUAUGCAUCAGUUCGUGAUUGUCUACAUAGACGACAUUCUGAUCUACUCCUCAAAGCCUCAGGAACAUCAGCACCAUGCUGCGGAGGUCCUACAGCGCCCCAGGGAACAUCACCUGCACCUCAAAGCUGAAAAGUAUAGCCUUCCACCUAUCUUCCAUCCAGUUUCUUGGUUAACACAUCUCCAGUAAGGGUAUCGCCAUGGACGAGCGGAAGGUGGCAGCAGUACGCAACUGGCCAACACCCACAACCAUCAAAGAACUUCAACUUUUCUGGGUUUUGCCAACUUCUACCGGCAAUUCAUUAAGAACUUCAGCUCCACAGUUCUCUCACUCACAGACCUCCUCAAGAAGAAACCCAAAUCCCUGUGCUGGUCUCCCUUGGCCACCGAAGCAUUUGAACACCUGAAGGAAAAUUUCUCCUCAGCGCCACUCCGACGACGACAUCCCGAUCCAUCUCUACCCUUCAUCGUCGAGGUAGACAUCUCAUCUUCCGGGGUAGGAGCAGUGCUUUCUCAGCAGCAGGGCAAGCCAUCUGUACUCCAUCCGUGUCCCUUCUACUCCCAUAAACUCACCCCGGCGGAAAGGAACAAUGACACCGGGGAUAAAGAACUACUAGCAAUCAAGUUAGCAUUGGAGGAAUGGAGGCAUUGGUUGAGGGGUGCUCACAGAUACACAGACCACAAGAAUCUGCAGUAUUUAACUGCAGCACACAGAAAUCCACCCAGGGGCCAAUGGAACCAUCUCGCUUCUCAAGGAGAGCUUCUGGUGGUCCGGUAUGGCAGCGGAUGUGAGACGGUUCAUCCAGUCUUGUAGAGCCUGCUCCAUCUCCAAGAGCUCCAGACACUUACCUGAAGGAAAGCUCCAUCCUCUCCUAAUUUCUCAUCAGCCAUGGUCACACCUAGGAGUGGAUUUCAUCACAGACUUACCUCCAUCCUCCGGUAACACUUGUGUGUUUCCCCUCAAAGGUCUUCCCACAGCCAUGGAAUCCGCACAGCUCCUAAUGCAUCUUUUGUUCCGGUAUUACCUGAUCCCAGAGGACAUUGUCUCUGAUCGUGGACCUCAAUUUAUUUCAAGGGUGUGGCGUGCAUUUUUCUCUCUCCUGGGUAUGACUGUGAGUUUGUCCUCAGGUUACCACCUGAUGAACCUGGUUAACAGGUUCUUUCUGACAUUUUGCCAUGACCACCAGGAGUCCUGGAGCCAGUUCCUCUGCUGGGCCAAGUACGCCCAGAACUCUAUACGUCAGCCAGCCACCGAGCUAACCGCCUUCCAAUGCGUACUCGGUUACCAGCCACCCCUGUUUCCCUGGUCAGGGGAACUGACUGAGGUGCCAGUCAUCAACCACUGGUUCCAGGAGAGCGAGAGGAUCUAGGACAACGCUCAUCACCAUCUGCAAAGAGCCAUACGUCGCCAAAAGAUUCAGGCACCAAAAGAUUAAAAAAUGAGACCUCGCAGUAUCAGCCUGGGCAGAUGGUGUGGCUCUCCAUUAGAGACAUCCGACUCAAGACUCCAUGUCGAAAAGCCUUGCCAGUAAGAAGAACCCCCUCCUCCUAAACCUGAAAGACGGGACCAUCUACUUGGUGAAGGAGAUCCUGGACUCCCAUUGCCGUGGUGGUAGACUAGAAUGCCUGCUCGACUGGGAGGGGUAUGGACCCAAAGAACGCUCCUGGGUCCCAAGGGACGACAUUUUAGACCCCGCUCUCCUCACCACCUUUCCCCAUGAGCAUCCCAGUCGACCCGCACCACGAGGCAGAGGUAGACCACUGCGACGACUGGGUCCUCGGCCCUCAGGAGCGGGCUGUGGAGAGGGAGGUACUGUCAUGGAGCCAGGCUCUCUCACCACACCUCCACCAUGAACUCUCUCACCCGAAUAUUAAUCACCAUCACCUGUUCCUCAUCAAUCCCAGCAUACAAGCACACACUCCUCACUCAGUUGUUGUAUGGUCUCAGCAAUGAAACAGACUCUAACCUGUAUUACUUACCCAAGUACCUACCUGAAAGUCCCUCGUCGAAGUCUCCUCGUUUGAGUGUGUUCCUCGUCGUCAUCUGUGUUCUACUUAUCUUCUUUGUGCUACUCCUACAUCUUCUUCCAAGCCAUCAGAUCUUCAGCUCAGCGUCCACGAUCUCCUGUUUCACAAAGGAUAGUAUUACCAUUCUGCUACUUGCAUCCGCUAUUUAUAUCUUCACCAACACUUACCUGCUAUUGACUGUGUUGUGUUCAAUAAACGUUGUGCAAAGUUACUUACCAUAUGCCUCCAAAGUGUUCCAUUACAGUAUCAGGAUAGUAUUGAAUUGGAAGAUUAGUGUAUCGUUCCAGCCCUAGUUUUAAGUGGUCGAGUUCACUCACUAUUACAUACGUUUUUGUUGUCUGCCAACAGAAACAUAAGUAAGUAAAUAAGAACCAUAACCUUGUUAUGGUGUUAGAGUGCAUUUUGGUGAAUAAUGGUUUUGUCAUCUUGAUUGGAUUUUUUUGGGUGUAAUAUAACAUAUCAAUUGAUAUUUUUUUUAAAGCAUGAUUUGUCACAUAUUUUACAUUUAUUGCUGUUUCCCUCCUCCUGAAA